GAUUGUUAGGCUACAUCAGUUGCCGGCAUCACUUGUUGCUUAACUCUGUUCUGAACUGUUACAAAACGUUCAGGAUAUGCAGGCAAUUUAGUUAAACAUGAUUGCCUAUAGUUUGACAAGAUACAUGGGAUUAUGUUUGAUUAAACCACGGCCAUGCUACACUGAUGACCAGAAUCCGGUGAAGGGUUAAGAAGACGUCCACUCUCCAGCUUAUCUGACUGAAUUUUGUAGGAUCUUGAAGAGUCAUCAGGACCCUAGCUUGCACUAAAUCAUGUUCAGAAAGGAUCCCGAAAAAGCUCAUCUCGUCACGGAGAAAGGCACCAUGUACAGCAUCACUAUGGGCAGUGUGUCCACAGAUGAGAUUAUGCAGAUGGAGAAGGACAGCAACAUCAAGCAUUGUCAUGACAACAGCCAGGCUGUAGAAGAAAGGGAGCGGGAGAAGAAGCUGGCCAGGAAGAGACUCUAUGUGGUCUCUCUGGUCUGCCUGGUCUUCCUGAUCGGAGAGAUCCUGGGUGGUUACUUUGCGGGCAGUCUGGCUGUGAUGACAGAUGCUGCCCACCUGCUGGUAGACUUUGCCAGCUUCAUUAUCAGCCUGGUCUCUCUGUGGCUGUCUUCCCGACCGCCCACACGCACUCUCAGCUACGGCUGGCACCGUGCAGAGAUCCUUGGCGCUCUCCUUUCGGUGGUGACCAUCUGGCUGGUGACAGGUGUGCUGGUUUACCUGGCUGUGCAGCGUCUCAUCAGCAAUGAUUACGAGAUCGAGGGCACCAUCAUGCUCAUCACCUCAGGCUGUGCAGUUCUGGCAAAUAUUAUAAUGGCAUUCACGUUGCACCAGUCUGGACACGGGCACAGCCACGGAGGCCUCAGCAGUGGGCACGGGCACAGCCACAGCAAAAACGACAAGGGCCACGGGCACAGCCACAGCAAGAAUGACAAGGGCCACGGACACAGCCACACGGCCGGUGACAACCACUCGCUCGAAAAUGGUACCCCAUCUCACGGAAACGGGGAUGUACCACAACAUGUCGGGGUAGAUGGUCACCAGCAGGAGUCGGUGGGGUCGCGACCCCAGGCCAACGCCAGCGUGCGCGCCGCCUUCGUGCAUGUAGUGGGAGAUCUGCUCCAGAGCAUCAGCGUGUUGGUCAGCGCCAUCAUCAUCUUCUUCAAGCCGGAAUAUAAGAUAGCUGACCCUAUUUGUACCUUCCUAUUUUCCAUAUUUGUCCUGGGAACCACCAUCACUAUCAUGAGAGACAUCCUGACUGUGCUCAUGGAAGGUACCCCAGCUGGAGUGAAGUAUGUUGAGGUGAGGGGUCGGCUGCUGGCUGUCAAAGGGGUGAAAUCCCUCCACAGCCUCCAUAUCUGGGCCCUGACAAUGAACCAGGCUGUGCUCUCAGUGCACGUGGCUAUAGAUGACUUGGUGGAUCCCCAACUGGUCUUAAGGGAGAUGACCCAGACCUGCCUCUCCAACUACAAGUUCCACUCAGUCACCAUACAGCUGGAACAACAGGCCGACCAAAAGCCUGGAUGUACACUCUGUGCAGAUCCCAAAAUGUAGCCUUCUGUUUGGGGAUGAUCCCCGAUUCAAGGCCCGUAGGAUAGCCCAGGAGCCCAGGGGUAUGAGGUUAAACUACUUAACCUGGGUUUCGUUGUAGCCUGGACACAGUGCUUUCGCCAACGCUUGACUUGGGGGGACAAACAUACUGAAACUGAGUGCUGGUGUCAUUUUCUACUCCUUGAGUUCCUCCACCUUUUAUAGAAUAAUGCUGAGUUCUGGUACCAAAAUAAUAAUGGCAGCCAAAAUGUCUAUUUGCACCAUUUUUUUUAUCCACUCAUAGCACUCUUUUUGGCUGAUCUGUGACGGACAUUGGACCUAUUUUGGGGUUCGUUUGUUUAUCUCUGAAAGGGGAGGUGUUCUGUCUACAGUCAGAAAGUACCUCAUUGCCUCUCUGUAAACAAUUCCAAAGAAAAAGUUUGAGGAGAUCAAGGAUGGAAUGCCUUAACUGAUCACAGGCUUGAAGGGGUACCGUUUCUCGUUUUUAUCUUAGUAUUUACUGUAAGUACAAUGUUAAAAUGUUCACUUGGUUGACUUAAUAUUUUAGGUGUCUGUAUCAAACUGCUGGUCACUGUGUAUUGCUGUAAAACAUUUUUGAUGAAACUGCUCAAUGCAAGAUGCUAUAUUGUUUUUUUAUUGGCCCUCCGGACUGUUAACUGGAUCUUUGUCUCACUGAAGAUCAAACAAAAAACAAGUGACAGUUCAAAAUGCUUUUCGUCUAAUAUUUGACCACUUUGGGAAUAUCUAAAUGUACAUAACCUGUCAGUAAUGAUACAUUCCUAUCACCUGAUAUUUAUAUAUUUUUAUUGCAAUAGGAUAAAGUAGAAAUUCAGACAAAAUACAAUACUUAAAAUAAUAAAAUCACUGUUGUUAACUAU
Molecule: messenger RNA, 2430 nt
Organism: Esox lucius (northern pike)
Lineage: Eukaryota; Metazoa; Chordata; Actinopteri; Esociformes; Esocidae
Product: zinc transporter 2
Exons: 9
Coding region: 272-1555 (427 amino acids)
Biological process (GO): insulin secretion; response to zinc ion; zinc ion transmembrane transport
Cellular component (GO): plasma membrane
Molecular function (GO): zinc ion transmembrane transporter activity
Source: RefSeq, a predicted model, not a curated record